This is a messenger RNA of Marasmius oreades (fairy-ring Marasmius), 597 nucleotides long. RefSeq lists its product as uncharacterized. The record is from RefSeq and is a predicted model, not a curated record. The coding region runs from base 1 to 597 and encodes 198 amino acids. The transcript is spliced from 5 exons. NCBI's taxonomy places the organism in Eukaryota, Fungi, Basidiomycota, Agaricomycetes, Agaricales, Marasmiaceae.
AUGAUUUCUGAAUCUCCAGAGAUUGAAGCUAUUCGAGGCGUUAUCAAGCAGAUGACCGAGAUGAUAGAUCCGGACGAUGAUUUCAUGACUAUCGCCACUGCGGAAGACAAGUUGAGGGUGUCGGAAGCCAACCGUCAAAAGGAAAUACAGGAUGCACAUUCACAUUUGAAGACUCUUGCCAGAAUCUUAGAGGCCGCUCGAACUUCUUCAACCCGUGCAAAAAGCGUCCCCACUGCAGAAGCUCACGUUGCUGCAAUUAAUGAACUUGACCGGUCUCUUCUAUCGCUCAAGAAAUCCAUAAGUGAUGCUGAAGAGCAAGUGGCGAGUCGGGAAGCUGAAUUAGCCGCAUUAAAAGAGGAAGCACGAAGAUUAGAGGAAUAUGAUCCCGCACUGGAACACGAGAAGGAAUUGGAUGGUACCGCCCUUCGAUUGACGAUGUACAAGGGUCUAGGGUUUGAACCGUUGAUGGAGAAAGACGGUACCAUCAAGAGAAUACUCAUACGUUCUCAAUCCGGCGAUAUACACUCGUUCCACUUGGAUGAAGGAAUGUCAGACGAGGAUACUACCAGAAGGUUAUGGAAACUAGCGGCAUCAUAA